This is a messenger RNA of Magnolia sinica, 837 nucleotides long. RefSeq names its product protein MAIN-LIKE 1-like. Bases 1 to 837 code for a protein of 278 amino acids. The record is from RefSeq and is a predicted model, not a curated record. The transcript has 2 exons. Lineage: Eukaryota; Viridiplantae; Streptophyta; Magnoliopsida; Magnoliales; Magnoliaceae.
AUGAACAUGUCCCUCUUAUCCGCUUUGGCCGAGCGAUGGCACCCUGAGACCUAUACCUUUCAGUUGCCUUUUGAGGAGUGGGGCAUCACUCCUUACAACAUAUACAUGACGCUGGGUCUUCGAUAUGACUGCGGAUCUGUUCCUUUCAAGGAGGAUCUACCAGUACCUUCUGAGGAUGAUUGGAUGGAGUUGCUAGGGAUGAUGCCGGAUGCCACAGAUUUCUCCGGUCAUCGAUUCAAGCUGCUUUGGCUAUCCUCAAACUUUUCCAGGCGCGUCCCUGAAACCGAGACUGUGGCCAUGGUGAAAGCCCGUGCUCUGAUUUUAUACACCAUGGGAGCGAUGAUCUUAUACCACGGGAAUGAGUUAGUGAGUUCCCGUCUGUUAUCGCUCGUGGCUAAUAUCACCUUUCCCAUGCCGUACAAUUGGAAUGCAGCCCUCCUUGCCCAUUUGUAUGAAGGGCUGGACAAAGCUAACCGCUCCAUCAGCCGAUCUUUAACUGGUUUCUAUUCGGUCAUCGAGGUUUGCUUUUUUGAUCAUUUUCCCCAUCUAGCACCCACUUUGAUCGACCAUUCGCAUCCCUUUCCUCGCAUGAUGCUGUGGUACAAGGAUAACCGCAGCCGUACACGCAUGUUUUCUGAUCUCGCUUGGAGGUCAAACAUAGAUGCCCUCGUUCCAAUGAUGCGAGUGGUUGUUUUGCACUGUAUUGCCCAUGCGCUACUUUCUGCUUAUCUUUUCGCCCUUGACUUUGCUCUUUUCUUACAGUUUCGGACCAUGCCGUAUCUCCGAUCGAAUGUGGCUCUUACUCCUCGGGCUAAGGAGGUUUUUCAGGCCUCAUGA